AACCUUUUAUUUGUUUCUCCUAUUUUCAUCGCCUACCUCUAAUUAAUUUCAGAAAUUAAGGCUUCAUAAAGUUAGAAGAGAAAUGAUGUUUGUGUCCUGUUAUUCCUAUAUAUGCGGGAAAUUGUCUAUAACUAAUUUUAGCUGUCAAAUGUCAACUUAUUUUAAUUAGCAUGAACCCACAAUUUUAGAAAAAUAAUAAUAAUUCUAUAUGAUAUUCUAUUGUACUUUUCUUAAAGCUCCUUACUCCUCCAUAAUUUAAUCUAUACAUAUAUUUGUUAUCAUGCCCUUCAAUUUCUAAGCAACCACAAUUUUCAUUUUUGAGUUUGAGACACUAUAUAUAAAAUCGCCAAUUCAAGCAUUCCUCUCAACAAAUUGUUUCAAUUCCAAGACAAUUAGUCUCCUAAUAGAUUAUUCAAUUUUCCUCUCGCCCUGCUUUCUGCAGGGGAGAGGAGAAAUAGAAAAAACUCCAAAAAAAAAAAAAAAUUAAGAAAACAAAUAGCCCUUUAAAUCGAAUACUCAAUCAAAGAGGGAUCAUAUUGCUUGAAUUGCUUGAUCAUAUUCAUACACAAUUUCGUUAUGAAUGAGUCUACCAAACAACAUGACGUUGUUGGUUAUCAAAAAAGCAUCAACAAUGCAAACAAUCAUCACAAAAAACCUCCUACCUCCAAAGACAAGAAAAAGACGUUCAAAGGGGGUCCUAUGAAUAUUAUCAAGGUAGCAUUAUAUAUGUUGCGGAAGAAGGGCGAUAAAUCUUCUAAAAAGUUGUCGCCCUCCUUCCCAACUACUGCCACCAACGUUACUCUGACUAAUUUAGUGGGGGCAUUUCGACCCUUUCACCUUCAGAGGGACGUUGGUGACAUGUCCCCUCCAGCACCUCCGCCACAUAAUUUUCUAGAAUCGCAUGUGGCGGAGGUGGUGGUGCCGCCUGAGGAAACUUCCCCGGCCUAUAAUCCCAAGUAUGCCGCCUCCACGUGCUCAUCUUCCUCCGGUGGAGCAAUGAGUAGGUAUGACUCAGCUCAGAGUUUGUAUGAUCUUGAUGACCAUGAUGAUGGUGAUGAUCAUGAGGAGGGUAUGAUGGAUGAUGGAGAUGCUUAUUAUGAUGGUCUUGAAGGGGAUGAGAUGAUUGAUGCUAAGGCUGACAUGUUCAUUGCUAAGUUUUACCAGCAAAUGAGGCUUCAACACUUGAAUUGACCCAUCUCUAUAUAUGAAACACUGGGAGCAUGAAUUCAUGAUCGUGCAUCAUGCAUCAUGUAUCAUGCAUGAUGCAUGCUAUUGAUCAUAUCUUGUGAUUUCGUUCGAUUUUUCUUGAGGAACAUUGAGUAAUAAGAUCAAUUGAAUGUGCUUUUGAUUGAAUGAAAGAAAAAAACAGAGAAUAGAUGUGCUAGUACAAUAAAAAUUCAUGUCAUGAUCACAUGCAUGCAUGCAUUUGAUCAUCAGCAAGCAAAUUUUUAUUUUAGAAUUAUGGUCACAAGCAUUCAAUGCAUUAAUUUGGUUUUCAUCA
Beta vulgaris subsp. vulgaris (sugar beet) is the source of this 1501-nucleotide messenger RNA. RefSeq lists its product as hypothetical. The record is from RefSeq and is a predicted model, not a curated record. Lineage: Eukaryota; Viridiplantae; Streptophyta; Magnoliopsida; Caryophyllales; Amaranthaceae. The transcript has a single exon. Bases 577 to 1191 code for a protein of 204 amino acids.